AUGGAGGAAAGCUCCCAGGCCUUAGACUGGGACAGCGAUGAAACCGUGAUAGAGGGGUCGGUGUCGGAGAGCGACCUGGAAGAAGGAGAGCUGCCCUGGAGAAGGUUUCUCUUUGAUCAAGAUGUAUCUCUGAGAUCUGAGUCUAGUCUUCAUCCUGGUAAAAAUGGAAUGUGCAAAGGCAUACCUUCUCCUGAAAUUCAACUUGGGUUUAAACUCAGAGAGCAUGCACAAAAGGAAAUGAAUGAAAAUAAGAUGUUGCCUCUUCUUUGUGAGGAUACAUUCUUACAGUCUCAAGAUGAGAUGGAACAAAGUCAAACUCUGUUACACAUGUCCAAAGCUCUGAGUAAAAAUGGAGACUCUCCUGAAAUUAGCCUUCUCUCAGGUACUGAUGAUACAAUGGUUACUGUGAUAGAGAAAUCAUUAAUAGAGCCAAAGAAGAAAGCAGAACAAAGUACUUUUUCUAAACCUAGAAAAAAUGUCACAUUGACCAUGACUUCUCAAGAAACUAAAGAUGAAGAAAGUUCUCUUGAGACUUUUGUGUCUGCCUUAGAAAUGUUAGCAGCAUCACCAGAAAGUGUCAAGGAGAAAAGACCAUUUGAAAUAAACAAUGAUUUUGAACCUAUAGAGUUGAUGAACUCAUUGAGUAGCUCGCUGAGUUCCACACAAACUCCUUUGAGUGACUUGUGCCUAUGUCACAAAGAUGGACUGGAAAACACAGAGGAUGAUGCAUUGCCUCCUGAGUUAUUGGAAGCCUUGAACAAAGAGUCAGAAGUCUUGGUGGGACCCAUCUGUCACAGAAAAGGGGGAGGCAGCCUUCCCAGUGCUGGCACUGCAUGCCGAGGAAUGGAGCACAGUAUCUCUCAGACUGAUGAAGAUUAUACACAAAUAUCAGAGACUCUAGAAGAUCUAGAUCAGUUUGAAUUGCAAACUUCAACUCAUCAGAAUGCCAUUUCUCAUGAUCCGCUAACUAUUAGGAGAGAUUCAAAUCCAGUGAACAGUAUCUCUGAGCUAGAAAUUCCAUGUGUGUUAAGGAGAUCAUUAAGGUUGAAAAAACUGAAUGGAGACAAAGCUGGGAAUCAUACAGAUGAUGAGUAUAAGAUGCUGGAAAAAAUGCUCCCAGAAGUACUCAGCUGUGAGCAUCGAACAGAUAAAUCUUUCACCAGGAAUUCUAGCAUGCUGGAUUCUACUUUAAUGACUGAAGGUGAAGAGAAGAAUUCAUUUAGAGGCAAGAAUGAUGAACAAAUCAGGAAAAACAAAUCUACAACAAAACAUGAAAAGAAGAAAAUUGGUAAUAUGACUCUUUCUAGUAUUAACCGGAAAAAUAUGUUUGGAGAAACCUUACUAUAUAGAGCGGCUCUGGAAAAUGAUGUUGGUCUUCUUAAACGUUGUAUAAAAAAAGGUGGAAAUGUAAAUCAGCAAAGUUAUGCUGGUUGGACAGCACUUCAUGAAGCUAGUGCAGGAGGAUUUUAUCGGAUAGCAAAUGAACUCUUAAAAGGUGGAGCAGAUGUAAAUAUCAAAGGAAGGUAUCAGAUCACCCCACUACAUGAUGCUGUGAUGAGUGGGCAUUAUAAGGUGGCAGAGUUACUUCUCCUGAAUGGUGCAGAUCCAUUAUUUAGAAGUGAGAGUGGAAAGAGUGCUUUGGAUGAAGCCAAGGAUUCACAUAUGCAACAUCUCCUUGAGAGAUACCUUCCUAAACAUCAAAGGCGCCUUAAAUAUGCUCAAAGGAAUAGCACAGACCCAUUGGAUGUAGAGGAGGGGCACCCCCAGAAGAAAACAAAAUUAUGUUCUCAAAAUUGCGUUUGCUGUGUUGAUGAAAAUUCCGACAAUCAGAAGGGAGAAUAUGUUAAAGCUGAUGAAGGAAGCAAAGAGGGUUUAUUUAUAAAUAAAGAAGAAAUAUAUGAGUAUUACCAAAAAGAUUCCAAAACCACAAAAUUUGGUAAAUUUAAGCAAAAGCAAUCAACUCUUGACCAAAUGCAUACUAAACGAUUCAGAGAGGGCAAUCUCAAAAAUGUUGAAAAUCUUAGCACGAGUAUGUCAAAUUACAAAGGAAGAAGAAACUUACAAGAUAAAAACACUCAAAUGGAUGAUAGAGAUUACAGUCAAAGAAAAACAGUCAAUGUUAUUUCUUCCAGAAGAAGAAACAAAUUGGUUUCACAUCAGCAGCAUAUUCUCCAAACACUUGAUAGCCCUUCAGAAGAGUCAUAUAAACCUUUGAGCCCAACUCUUUCAAGUUUGACAAAUGACUUCAUUAACACUAACAAGGCUUGCUCAACUUCCAAAGAAACACACACUCAGAGAUUAAAUUUAUCAGACAGACAAGAAUUACAGUUCUUGGAGUUUGAGCCCAUUGACCAAAGUGAAGUUUCUUUUUCAGGACUUUGUUUACAGAACGAAAUCAUGUUACCUCUUGAGCCCCCUCACACUGAAGAAAACCAACACAAUAGUCAUUGUAAGUUUUAUGAAAAUAGUAACUCAAGUAAAAAUGAUGAGAAACUUAAUAAGUGGAAAAAUUCUGCAUCCUUUAUAAAGGGAAAUAUUGAUGAUGGUGGUGGUGAUGAUUGCUGUACUUCUGAGAAGACUCUGGCAUCUAAAGAAGUGAUGACUUCUACAAAUUGCAAAACCCAAUCUAACUGUGAGGAGAAUAUAACAAAUAAAGAAGAACUCAGUUUUCAACACUCUUCUGAGUACCAAUUUUCAAAGGAAAAUGAAUUAAAGGCAGGUAGCCUAACCAGAUUUCCACAACAAGAAGCUGUUACUUUUCCUGAUUCAGAUAAUACACUCAUUUCUGAAGAACAUGUUGAAAAUUAUGAACACCCUAUAUAUGGAACUUAUUUUGAUCAUUCGCCUAACAUUCCUGAACAAACUUUUCUGGCUUGUAUAAGAACAUGCUCAACACAUGAAGCUUCAGAGUUGACUACUUCCAUUGAACCCUUCAGAAGGCCUCAGGAUGAUAGCCCCGGAGGACCAGUGCCUUCAGUGAAUCAGGCUAAUACACGUAUUGUGGAAAAGGUGAAUGAAAAACAAGACAAUAAAAGGAUAGCUGCUGAAAAACGUAAAAAAGUAAGCUAUUCAAGUGGGGCUUUAUCCACACUUACUCAUUCGCAAGUAAUAGAAACAUCUGAGAUUGAUAUAAGAAGACAGGACCUUCCAGAGAGUGAGACCAUACACAACGUGGAUUUUCACUCUACUGACAAUAUGAAUAAGGAAGUGAACAGCAACUCACAAUUUAACCAAAGCAGAGAGAAGACAGAUUUACCCCGAAAAGAAAUAAAAACAACUGGAAUCAAUAAAAGGAAUGCUGAAGGGGAAGGUCGACUUCAUUUAGCUGCUAAAAGAGGAAAUUUAUCUCAAGUGAAGUCAAUAAACUCUGGAGCAGAUGUGAAUAUGAAAGAUAAUGCAGGUUGGACACCACUCCAUGAGGCAUCUAGUGAGGGAUCUGAUGUAGAGUUAUUAAAAGCUGGUGCUGAUGUGAAUAGUGAAAAUCCAGAUGGAAUUAUCCCCUUACGUGAUACUGUUGUAAACAGUCUUUUAAAGGCACCUGAGAUUCUGUUACAACAUGGAGCAAAUCCUAAUCAAAAAGAUCAGAACCGGAAGACUGCUUUGGAUGAAGCAGAUGAUGGGAAAAUGAAAGAACUGCUAAAAUCUUAUGGUGCUAUUGCGACUGAUAAAGAUGAGAGUAAUACUGUAAAAAGUUGUGCUGUCCAGUCGAAAAGACCUAAGCAUUGUAUUUGUGAUGACUGCAAAACUGUGGAUCCCUCUUCUUUUUUACACAAAGAACAAACAAAGGAAUGUCUGUCUGUAAAUCAGACAAUGAAUGUCAUUCUACAAGACAUAGAAGAAAAGCAAGAAAAUUUAUUAGCCUUUGAAAUAAGAACCCCUAGUGAUGCAGAACAGUAUUUUGAAAACAUGUUGCAUAUCAAAGAAGUGAUGGAUAAUGUGAUUGUCAAACAGAAGGCAGAAAGGGAUGAUCUGGCUAAGAAAUACAGGUUGUCCAGAGAGUCAUUUAAGCAUGGAGCCCUAAGAGAUCAAUUGACCAAGUUGGCUACAAGGCAGAAAAGCCUUUUAGUUGUGGCAAAAAACCAGAAAAAAAUAAGCCUGAAAUUUCAAGACUAUAAGAAUGACACAUCAUUGCCUGGAUGUAGUUUGAGGAAACUGCCUUCUAGCCUAGAAAUGCCUAGUGGAGAUGAUUGCCCAAAGCUCACCAGUCUGGAAAAAUCUGUAGAGAUCCCCUCAGGUUCACUUAGCCCUGACAGUCUUGUUUGUAGAGACACACAAGAAGCACAAUUGUCUCAGGAAACCUGGCUUACAGUACAUAAUGACAGCCAAAAUAACAACAUUUGCCUAAAUUCAGAAGCAGUGAGAAGGGAAGAGUCUUCUGAUAAUGAAGUGACUUUGGAACAGAACAUGGGUGUCUGUGCCUUAGAUGGAUUAUCCAGAUCCAGUCAAUUGGACAGCGCUGAGAAGGUUAAAUCACCACCACAGCAUGUUUCCUUUAUUGCUCAGGCAGUUUAUUCACAAAAAGAAAAUGACCAUCUACAAACUGCAGCCAAAGAGGGUGGUUCCUACAGUUGUUCUGUAGUUACAGGCACCUUAAAUAUUCCAGAAGUCAAAAAUACACUUGUCCGUCCAUCAACUGUUAUUUGUGACCAAGUCCCUUCUAAAUAUGGUCCAAAACGAGGAAGCAAGAAAACUGUUUCCCAGCAGCCAACUAGAGCAGCAUUCGAAUUCCUAGCACACCAGAAAACUGCUGUCUGGCUCAGUGAUUCUGUGCAUCAGAUGAAACCAUGUCUUAAAAAAUUAGCAUCUUCUGUUCCAUUUGCCAGUAACGGUCAAAUCUCCACCUCUGGGGCUGGCUCUCAACAUACUGCAAAAAGAUCAUUACGAUACAAUGCAGCUCCCAAAAAGAAAUGCAUGCAGAUAAAGGAUCUGAUGUUACUAGGGAAAAUUCAUCCUGGAAAUAACAUUCUGGAAUUCAAAACACAGGAAACUACUCACAAAGCCAGUAUUUUAUUGAGUGGCAAAAUUAAGGCAGAAAGUGGUCAGAUUUAUCAAAAUCCACUUACCUGGCUUAAGGAUCUCCUAGGAGGUGACAGUUCUGUAACCUGGAAUUAUGCUUGGAGUAAGAUAACGUAUCUUGGGAAAGAGCUUUUAAAAUAUGUUUCUGAGGAAAUGGCCAUGCCUCCAGAACCAAGCAUAGUCCCACAGCAGCUUCAAUCUUACCUUCCAGAUCACAAAGAGCCCUCUCUAUCCCAAGACCAACCAAAGAUGGUUUAUAACUUAGUCUCUGACUUCAAAAAGGCAGUGGGCGAAGACUGUCUUGGAACACUCAAAGAGCCCAUACAAAGUUACCUACAUUACCUACAAAUAAAUGAAAUACUAUUAAUCAGUGAUCAAGAAUUUCUACCAUGCCAUAUAAUGGAUAAGCAUUGGAAGUUCUAUGCAGAAUGUGAAGAACUCAUGUUCUAA
Messenger RNA from Elephantulus edwardii (Cape elephant shrew), 5466 nucleotides. It is a transcript of the gene ANKRD31, whose product is annotated as ankyrin repeat domain 31. Gene Ontology annotation, molecular function: protein binding. Lineage: Eukaryota; Metazoa; Chordata; Mammalia; Macroscelidea; Macroscelididae. The record is from RefSeq and is a predicted model, not a curated record.